UCAUACUCCUAAUAAUUAAGCUGAUAGUGAAAAUAUUAAAAGAAUUCGAAUCAGUAUGCCGAGGAAUCAAGGCCAGUCAACCCCCGGCAAGCCUCACAGGAGGGCCCAACCCCGCUGUCUGAACCACGCUGACCCAAGGCUUGAUCCCGCCCAUGGCGCUUCGAAUAACAGUACCAGUGGUUCAUUAAGCUAUAACAUCGAUUUUAAUUAUUUGUACGGGCCCAUUGACGAUAAUAACUCCACAAGCACACAUGCUGGCGUCGAUACGGCCGAGGGUCAAACUUUCGGUUCAAACCAAACUGACCACAGGGGCUCUGUCGUAAACUCUUCUAUUGGCUACUCGACUAUCUUCGGUAGCCAUCCAUCUGCCGCUUUCCGCGAGAACGACGACGACAAUGCUGCAAAGUACGAAACGAACUUUAACCCUUACUCAUCAUGGGGGUCCUCCGACGCUCAUUCCAGUCUGGGUGUAUCUUCGUUAUACCAAACAGCCAGUACGAGCAUCGCGAUGAAUAGCAGAAGUACCUGGCAUGGACUGUAUCCGGGAGAUAUUUGCUUGGAGGGGCCAUAUCCCAACGUGGCCUCCAUCGGGGUCGCGGGCUCGUAUAACCAACAAUUAUCCUAUACGCAAAGCGACAAUCCAAACUUAGGCAACUAUGGCGCGGCUUCAACAUAUUCGCCGCGGGUGUCGGGCGUAACGAACAAUUGCAGUGACGUGACGGGAACGGAUAGCAGAUCCGGCCAGUUGCCAGGUCCCUACAAUAAUUACACGGGAAACCCUUCAGAGCUCAGAGGCUCUAAGAGUGCUCCAUCCCGGCGGCAUUCGUCUGUCGAAGUCAAUCAGGGAUCUACCGAUGGGAACCCGGCUGGUCAGACCACCCAAGGAGACGAAGGAACGAGACGUGGCCAGGAUAGGAUGUCCCCCGAAGAAAGCCUACACCGGGAGAACAGAAUCGAUACUUUUAUCAACGGCGAAGGGCCAUGGGUGGUCUUAUAA
Messenger RNA from Daldinia caldariorum, 997 nucleotides. RefSeq lists its product as uncharacterized. Bases 56 to 997 code for a protein of 313 amino acids. Lineage: Eukaryota; Fungi; Ascomycota; Sordariomycetes; Xylariales; Hypoxylaceae. The transcript has 2 exons. The record is from RefSeq and is a predicted model, not a curated record.